Molecule: messenger RNA, 2225 nt
Organism: Tripterygium wilfordii
Lineage: Eukaryota; Viridiplantae; Streptophyta; Magnoliopsida; Celastrales; Celastraceae
Product: transcription factor GTE12-like
Exons: 11
Coding region: 275-2065 (596 amino acids)
Molecular function (GO): protein binding
Source: RefSeq, a predicted model, not a curated record
CGUCAGAGAUAGAAAACCUAAAGAGAGCGAGCACAGAGUCCAGUCUAGUCUUUCCCUACUCGCUCGUAAACCUCAUCGCUUCGUCUUUUUAGGGUUUCACGAUUCUGGGGACAUCGCGGUUUUCUGCUCGCUUUGCGAAUCGAAGGAAUCAGGUUAAGCUUAUGCAGGUUUUGAAAAGUGUGAUUACAAGGAGUUUGAAUUUUUGGUUUUGGGUUAUGGCAUCGUAAAUAUCUAAACAGAGAUAGUGGUACUUCCAAUUUGCUUCGCUUCAACCAUGAUUGCUGCUGAAACUGUACUAGCAAAGGGAAGGCUGAGGAUCAAAUUUCCUUCAAAAAAAUUAGAAACGGUUUCUGGAACAAGGUCCUGUGAUUAUGGACAAAACUUGUCACUUAUAGAUGUAGGCGAUCAUUGCAGUAAAUAUGGGAGCAAUCAUUCCGAGAUGAUUAAAUCACACAGCGCUGUGAUUUGCUCCUCAGUGAAAAAGAAUUUUGGUGGUGAUUUACCUGAGCAGAAAUCUAAUAUAAUGGCUGCUAAAAAGCGUGGACUGCCAGGGGAAGCCGAGUGUCAAAGGGAGAAGAAACAGAAGAUUGAUCGUGCUGUGACCCAGCAAUGUGCUGCCAUUCUGAAAGCAUUGAUGAGGCAUCCAGCUGGUUGGGUUUUCAAUCAAGCGGUGGAUCCUGUGAAAUUGAAGAUUCCCGACUAUUUCUCAAUCAUAUCCAAACCCAUGGAUUUGGGAACAGUUAAAUCGAAACUGGAUAAAAACAUGUACUUUAGCACUGAAGAGUUUGCUGCUGAUGUAAGAUUGACCUUCUCUAAUGCAAUGCUUUAUAAUCCUCGCUGGAAUGAUGUCCACAAAAUGGCAGAGGAACUGAAGAAUAUUUUUGAGCUCAAGUGGAAAUCUGUUGAGGACGAACGGAACUGUGAAAGACUGAAGUUUGGACAGGGAAAUGUUUUGAGUGGGCAUGCAAAGGAAUUUUAUGAGGCAAGACAAAAUUGCCCUAGAACAUCUCAUUUGAGUACCAGUUUAUCUACCGGCACACCUAAGUCAGCUGAAGGGAAGACAAUUGGAACUUGUGAUGCAAAAUCAGCAAAAGUGAAGCUUGCUAAAGUAGGACAGAAUUGCGAACGCAAGCCAGUAGCAGAGAAUUUUUGUGAAGGCAAUGAUACUGUUAGUAGACGUGCUCGUGGCUUUGCCAACACCAAGCCAUCAAUGAGCCAUGUUGUGUGCAAAUGUCGCACUAUUGGGAGAAAUAUGUGUAGAUGUAGCCUCGCUGUUGACUCGGUUCAUGCGUCCUCAGUUGACAAUUCAUCUGAAAUAUCGAUUGGAGGAGAUCAUCAUCCAAGCAUUGCAGAUAUUUCCAAACUGGAUUGGCAGGCAAAAAAGACAUCGACAUCACACACAAGCAAGUCAGAUGGAACUUCUGAUGGGGCUGUGAGUUCUAUUGAAGAUGAGAGUUUAUGUCUUAGUUCUCAACUUACAAUUUCUGCCACUGAUGCAACGUCUGUGGAAGGAUGGGGAACUUCCAUAUAUGAUGUAGAGUUGUCACCAAAAAGGGCUCUUCGCGCUGCAAUGCUCAAGAGUCGCUUUGCUGACACUAUCGUGAAAGCGCAACAGAAGACUCUUCUUGAUCAGGGUGAUAAGGCUGAUCCAGUGAAGCUGCGGGUAGAGAAGGAAAAACUGGAAAAGAAGCAGCGUGAAGAGAAAGCUAGGAUUGAAGCCCAAAUUAGGGCCACCGAGGCUGCUGCUCGGGAAAGGGAAGAAGCGGAACUGAAAAAACACAGAGAGAAAGCCAGGGAAGCAUCUCGCAUUGCCCUCCUGCAGAUGAAAAGAACUGUUGAAAUUGAGCAGAAUGUGUUGAUCGAAAGAGAACUUGAGAUGCUUUGUGGAUGUUCGUUAUUAUACCAUCUUGAUACUGAAGGUUCUGGUGUUGAGGGUAAAUUUGUGUUUAGGCAUAUUGGGAACCCAUUAGAGCGAUUGGGUUUGUUUAUGAAGGAUUAUAUGACAGAGGAGGAGGAAAUCUUCAAUCCUGGAGAAGAGGGGGAGAUUUUUCCCGUGAAAUGUUAGAUUGGAUUUCUCUCUUCUGCUCGUGCUUGUAAUUUAGUUGUGGUGGGCGGGGAAAGGAGUCAUAACUCAGCUGUAAAUGAACGCAUUUUUGGUAGGGUUUGGAGAAUUUUUGUAAUUAUUUACACGUUGAAAUCAAAGCAUAAGAUAACUAUUGAUCCUA